Messenger RNA from Aspergillus calidoustus, 1713 nucleotides. The record is from the annotation of a GenBank genome assembly. NCBI's taxonomy places the organism in Eukaryota, Fungi, Ascomycota, Eurotiomycetes, Eurotiales, Aspergillaceae.
AUGAACCUGAACCUUGAUGAAACCGAACCAUUGACCCUCCGCUCCGCCUGCUCGCGCUGUCAUGGGCAUAAACUCCGCUGCGUGCAGGUUCGCGGGGCGCAGGGCUGUGUUCGGUGCACGAGGGCGGGUGUCAAGUGUGUGGUGAGGCCGUCAAAGAGGGUUCGGCGGGAGCGAGAGCGAGGGCAGACAAUGACAAUGACAAUGACAAUGGGGCAGAGCAGAAGGGGUUCUCGUUCAGAACGCGGUAGCAGCAGCAGGACGUGUCUGUGUAUGGAGGCCGCUACGCCUACGCCUACGCCCACGCCCACGCCCAGUACGACUCCUCCGGAGACCAGAGCUCGGACGCAGUCCGUUGUGGAGAAUCUGCCGCUGACGCCAUACACUCCCACCAAUGGCUUCGACAGCGUAGACUACUGGGGCUCGUUCGAGUUGGGAGACGCGGUUUCCUCGCUGGCCGCAUCGAAAGACGACGAUCCGGUUGGCUUUUGCAUAUUCGACCCCGCGAUGCAGGUGGAUGGGGAUGCAGACGAGGAUCGUGCUCUCCUCGAUCCGGCAGCGCUGGGAAUCCCUACCUGUAGUCCGCCGACGAGUGCGAAUCUCUCUGCGGUACAGGACUGGGACGACCAACCGCCGCCGGGCAAUAGACCAGCAGUUGGCAGUGUGGGUGGAGGUCAAAAUGGAGAGGACUCCCCGUCCCGGAGAGAACCCACCCCGGCAACCAAAGACGAGGAGCACAGCCGAGCAAGCAAGAUCGAUGAACACGGUUCUUGGAUCGGAAGGCUUUUCAGUCUUCACGCGGAGCUCGGCGAGCAUCAGCGGGCGCUGGGCGCCUUUGUCGAAGCCUGUCGAGCGGGAUGCCAGAGGCCUGAACCACCGGCAUUGCUUCCGGGGUUUCCAUCCCAGCCUGAGUCGGGGGCGUCGUCAUUCAUGGAAACAACAUUCCGCCUGACGAUCGAAUUGGUGGUUCUCGUGGGCGAGCUGACGCCCUUGAAUUCACGGGGAGGGACAGGGACAGGGGCAGAUCCAGAUCCAGACGCAGAUCAAACCACACAGCCCAGUCUAGUCUCCUCCCUGGAAGACACAGCAAACAUCCUCCUGAUGCUAUCCUGCUCCACACGCCUCCUGGGUAUAUUCUCCUCGGUCUUCACGUGCUUCCACCAGAUCCUCAUUACCGACUCCGCGCAAUCAGAGCUCAAGCUCAAUCACAUCCACACAUUCCUCCCCAAAGUCUCCAUCGGCCCCGUCCCGGUCCACGGGAGCUCCUCGCGCCUCACCCUCGCAAUGGUCCUGGAUUCGGCGCAGAAUGUGGUAGCAGAACUCACCGCGGGUAUGAUGCGAGCCGUGCAGGUGGUGGUGGAUGGGGACGAGGAUGGGUUAAGCACUACUCUGGAAGAAACGCAGAUUCCAGGGCAAGAGGGUUUGAGGGAUUGUGCUUUGGAGCGGGGCGGGCGGCAGCUGUCUGGUCCGAUAGGUAGUCUGGGCAGAGGGAGAGGGAGCACUGAGACUAGGGUCAGCAAGAGCCGUGGUAAUGGUAUUCCACCGUUACCAGCACCGUCAUCUUCAUCUUCAUCUUCAGCGGACCGUGGAUGUGGAUGUGGAUGUGCUGCGAGUAGCGCAGCGGAGGCGUUGUUCACCCCAUGGCAGACGACUAUCCGCAUGGUUAGCGCUACAGCUUUGGAGACCAUUAGAGUAUUGAAAGAGGCUAUACCAUAG